Molecule: messenger RNA, 738 nt
Organism: Chaetomium globosum CBS 148.51
Lineage: Eukaryota; Fungi; Ascomycota; Sordariomycetes; Sordariales; Chaetomiaceae
Exons: 5
Coding region: 1-738 (245 amino acids)
Molecular function (GO): protein dimerization activity
Source: RefSeq, a predicted model, not a curated record
AUGCCAACAACGUUGCAGCAGUCUUCCUCCCCCACCCUCGAUCUCGACUGCGCACCAUCGCGAAGCAGUUCCGAUGAAGAGGGUAACGAGGACGAGAUUGACCGGUACUACAACAUGAAGGUUGGGGGCAACGUCGAUCCGGUUGAAUGGUGGAUCGGUAAUAGGGCUCGGUUCCUAAAGCUGUCUCAGAUGGCCCUUGACGUUCUCGCUAUUCCGGCCAUGGCAGCUGACUGCGAGAGGUCCUUUAGCAUUGCCAAGCUUACUCUGAGCUCCCAGAGGCAUGCAAUGAAGUGGGAGGCUAUCGAGAUGCUUCAGAUGCUGAAGAACUGGCUUAGGAACGGCGAUAUCGUCAUCGGAGGAGUCAUGAUGGGCAGCAGUCCGGGUUGGGGAUCGAUUAAGGGGCAGCAGGACACCAUGGCUCAGUAUAAGAAAUCCGACAACCAAGUGAAAGUGAAGCUUGCCCCUGGCGAGCUUUACUGUCGUUGGCCUGCCCAUGAUGGUGGGCUUUGUAUCGUCGAUUCACAAUUCUCUACCGAGUUUAACCUGCGAGCCCAUAUUCGCAAGCACAAGCUGGACGGCCAUCCGGUCUCUAUUAAGCAUAGACGCAUCGGAGCGAACAGCGUAGAGGACAUAACAGUAGCUGCCAAGUUUUACACAGACAUUCGGAGGAAUGUUGAGGCGGCCGGUGAACCCGGUGGUUCCCCCUCCGUUCCCAUUGUUACACCCUCCAAGCUCUGA